AUGAAUGGAAGCGAAACUGCGCCGGGUUCCAUCAAGAUCACGGUCGUGGGGGAUGGCAACACUGGCAAGACCUGCAUGUUGGUGGCCUUCGCGGACAACGAGUUUCCUGAGGAACACGUUCCUACUGUGUUUGACAACUUCAAUGCAGAUGUUGUAGUGGAUGACACCAAGCACAACAUCACUCUUUGGGACACAGCUGGCCAAGAGGAUUAUGAACGUCUUCGACCCCUUUCUUACCCCCCC
Notodromas monacha is the source of this 243-nucleotide messenger RNA. Lineage: Eukaryota; Metazoa; Arthropoda; Ostracoda; Podocopida; Cyprididae. The record is from the annotation of a GenBank genome assembly.